CAUUAACUACUGUGUGACCACAAACAUUUCGUAACAGCUCAUCUUCACAGUGUAAAAUAAAAUGAAAACAAAUUCAUAAAUAAAUAUCUUCCGGUUUAUGGUUCCGCUUCGACCAAUCAAACAUCUAUGCCGUCGCGAGCACUCCCCUCGCCGUCACCGGCGAACCUACCGCCGUCCACUCACCACGAGACGACCACUCGCAUCUCCCCGCCGCUUAUAUCCGCCGCCGUGGGUCUCUCUCUCUUCUUCACUCUCUCCCUCUGUUUCUGCAAAUCCAACCGCAAACGCCGCUCCUCCGCCGCGGUAGUCUCUUCCUCCACGCCGCCUCAGAAACCUCCGCUUCAAGAAUUCUCCUACUCGACCCUCCGCAGAGCCACCGCUUCCUUCUCGCCGGAGAACAAGCUAGGUCAAGGCGGAUUCGGCUCCGUGUUCCGCGGCGACUUACCUCGAUCCUCCAUCGGCGGGAGCGUCGUCGCCGUCAAGGUGAUGGACUCGGGAUCUCUCCAAGGCGAGAGGGAGUUCCAGAACGAGCUCCUCUUCGCCGGCAAGCUCGAUUCACCCCGCGUGGUCUCCGUCGUCGGAUUCUCGCGCGAUCGAAAACGGCGCCGUUUGGCUCUCGUCUACGAGAUGAUGGAGAACGGUAACCUCCAGGACGCGCUUCUCCACCGCAAGGCCCCGGAGCUAACGGAGUGGAAGCGACGGUUUCGAGUCGCCGUCGAUGUCGCGAGAGGGAUCGAGCAUCUCCACGGAUUGAAUCCGCCGGUGAUUCACGGCGAUUUGAAGCCGAGCAACGUGCUGCUGGAUCGUGGAUUCAAUGCUAAGAUCGCUGAUUUUGGUUUAGCGAGGGUGAGGUCGGAGCAAGUGACGGUUACGGUGAAUGAUGAGAGUAAUGAUGUAGAGAGUGUGAUGACUAACACUACUGAGUCUAACUUUGAGUUCGCUGAUCAGAGUCCGGUGAGUGUUUGUAAGGUUAAUGAGUCCCCGGAGACUACGGCGACGAGUGUCUCUGUUUCUCCAGAGAUGGAGGUGAAAAGGAAUGGGAAAGAGAUGGAGAAUAGAGAUUGGUGGUGGAAGCAAGAAGGUGGUGGUGGUGGUGGAGGAGGGAAGGUGGAGGACUAUGUGACGCAGUGGAUUGGCUCAGAGGUGAAGAAGGAGUGGAUUGCUGAAACCUCUGAAGCAGCUUCUUUGUCAAGCGCCAAGAUGGAGAAGAAGAAGAGUAGCAAGAGGCUUGAAUGGUGGCUUUCCUUAGACGAGGAGGAUAAGAAGACGAAGAAGAAGAAGAAUCGGAGGAUGGUUAGAGAAUGGUGGAAAGAUGAGUAUCGGAAGAAGAAGAAGAAGAAUACUUUGGAAUCUGAGUUUCAGAGUGAUGAUGUGAGUAGCAGUAACAGUAUCACAAGUAGUAGCAUAGAUUGGUGGUUAGAUGGGCUUAGCGGUGAGCAAUGGAGAGCGCGGCGAAAAAACAGCCGCGAUUCAGCCAAGAGUUGCGGAGUCAGUAGCACGCCGAGCAUGAGAGGGACCAUGUGUUACGUUGCUCCGGAGUGUUGUGGUGCUAAUAACAUAGACGAUGUUUCUGAAAAAUGUGAUGUGUAUAGCUAUGGAGUUUUGCUGUUGGUCCUGGUCUCGGGACGGCGUCCGCUGGACGUGUCGGGACCGGCGUCUGAGAUCAUACAGCGUGCAAAUCUCAUGUCGUGGGCGCGGAAACUAGCCAGAGGAGGGAGACUCGGCGAGCUGGUAGAUGAGAAGCUGCAGUGUUUGGAUCAAGAACAAGCGGUUUUGUGCAUUAAGGUGGCACUUCAGUGUCUGCAGAGAUCACCGGUCUCGCGACCUUCGAUGAAAGAUGUUUUAGGGAUGCUUACGGGAGCGAUGAGCCCACCGGAGUUGCCUAGAGAGUUAUCACCGUCACCGCAGUCUCAGUUCCCGUUCAAGACACGAAGAAAGCAGCGUCGAUAGAGCGUUUUCUUUUUGAAGGUAGAGAACUUUACUGGUAUUAUUUAUUGACUUCGAACAUGUGUUUUAUAUGUUGUUUUUGUAGUUACAUGUUGGCGAUGUCUUUGUUAGUACUAUUGUUUAGUGUUAAGACACUUGAUUUAUCCUCUCUCUUA
Brassica oleracea var. oleracea is the source of this 2102-nucleotide messenger RNA. RefSeq names its product receptor-like serine/threonine-protein kinase At4g25390. The coding region runs from base 127 to 1950 and encodes 607 amino acids. Gene Ontology annotation, molecular function: ATP binding; protein kinase activity. The record is from RefSeq and is a predicted model, not a curated record. The transcript has a single exon. Lineage: Eukaryota; Viridiplantae; Streptophyta; Magnoliopsida; Brassicales; Brassicaceae. Gene Ontology annotation, biological process: protein phosphorylation.